This is a messenger RNA of Anopheles merus, 12998 nucleotides long. It is a transcript of the gene Eph, whose product is annotated as ephrin type-B receptor 4b. Gene Ontology annotation, cellular component: membrane; neuron projection. The coding region runs from base 1679 to 5236 and encodes 1185 amino acids. Gene Ontology annotation, molecular function: ATP binding; transmembrane-ephrin receptor activity; protein binding. NCBI's taxonomy places the organism in Eukaryota, Metazoa, Arthropoda, Insecta, Diptera, Culicidae. Gene Ontology annotation, biological process: cell surface receptor protein tyrosine kinase signaling pathway; axon guidance; protein phosphorylation. The transcript has 11 exons. The record is from RefSeq and is a predicted model, not a curated record.
CGCUCUGUGCACGCGAUAGACAACGAAUCUAUUCCAAUCAACCUCGAUAGAUAGCGAGCGGGAAAGCGGGAAAGCGAGAGAGAGAGUGAGAGACUCUGCCCGAGAGAGGGGCGAGAGAUUGAGAAACAAACAAACAGAAAAAAAGACACCAGAAAGAAACGGAAAAAAGGAAAAUCAUAAGAAAAACCCGUCCCGUGGAGCCCCGUUUGGAUCGUCCAAGUCGCCAAGCAAGGGAGUGUAAACGCGUGCCCGCAGCAGCAGCUCCAUUUGCGGUGUCCUGUCAAAACGACUGAAAACAUACCUACACACACACACACUCACACAGUCACAGCACGCUCUCAAUCACGUCCCAAAACCCACCAGCGUGCGUGUGCGUGGUGUUGUGGGCGUCCCGAGUGGAGGGAGGCGCGUGCGCACACACCAAACCCUGCCGCUGCACCCCGUCGUUCGUGUGGCGGUGUUGUCCUCCGAAAAGAGAGGUGUGUGUGUGAGUGAGUGUGGUCCCGGUUUUUCACAAUCAAACACAAGGCAAACCCUGUCCGCGAUCAAUCAAAGAGCCACACAGCCCUCGGUGGUGCCAGUCGCGAUCAACAACACAGGACGACCGCGGUCCUGAAAAGGAGCCCACACCCCGCCACCCAUCCAACCCCCAGUUGCAGCUAUCUGCGCGUGUGUGUGUGCGUGUAAUGUGUACGUGUGACAAGCACGGGAUGUGUUAGGCUUGGAAAUUGGUGCGUUGUUUGCCGCUUCAGUGUCCGUCAUUACAGUGCAGUGAUUGUGUGAUUGUGCUUGUGUGUGUGUGUGACGAUGAUCACACGGGAAGAGGCGGUGGAAGUGGUUGCUCGGUAAAGCAAAAAAAAAAAAAAAUCUCGCCAAAAAAAGAAAAGAAAUAAGAAGCGAAUCCAAACCGACGGUGGUGUGUGUGUGUCCGCUGGGCGGCGGAUUCUCCGUCGUGGAGUGGUCAGUGCGUGCGUUGCGCGUGUGAAGAAGGUGGUGGAAGGCGUUUUAUGCUACAGCAUCAUGGCACCGGUGUCGCCGUGUGCAGCAGCGGCAGCAACAUCCACACCAUCGCGACCGUACCUGUGUUACUGUGGCUGGGCCCGUGCCGCUACCAGUGUUGCUGCUGCCUCGCUGCCGUGCCGCAGCAGUAAGACCUUGCGCCCGUCGUGCUGUUGAGCGGUGCUGAUCUGCCACCCACACCCACCUCACUCCCACAAAUUUCGCCCUCCCCUCACCCCACCCACCCCCCGGCUGGGUGGCGGCUGCUCCACGGGAGUGUGUGUGUGUGUGUGUGCGUGCGUGUGCGUGAGUUUAGUGAGUGUGAGCAGGAGGGAGAGAGAGAGAGAGAGAGUGUGUUGUGAAAGCAUCAAUCAAACAUUCGGUGAAACGCCGUCCGAAAAAAAAGACAUUCUUUGAAUAGACACACACGCACCUACAAGGACUAAUUGUGUGUGUGUGUGUGUGUGUGUGUGUGUGUGUGUGAAAGCAGGAGAAGCAAGCAGCGCGGAAGACCCCAGUGCGGAAGAUCGCGUACCGUGGUGUGGUCCCGGUCGAGUGAUCCAUCCCGCAAGCGAAAAGCGAGAGCCGGGCGGGCAGCAGGACGACGAGCCACAGUGGUGACCCGUGAACGCCGUGUGCGCGUGUGUGCUCGAACCGCCCCGCCCCUGGAACACGAAAUAUGGAGCGGUUUCUGUCGCUGCUACUGCUGUGCUACGCUCUGUACCAGAAGUUCGAUGGCGUCGUCAGCGAUCAGGUGGUAUUGCUGGACACUACGAAGGAGGCGACGCUGGAGUGGACCCGCUACCCUUACGGACCGCAGGCACAAACGCCCGGGUGGGUGGAAGAGUCGUUUACCAACUUCGUGAAGGGUAUCAACUGGCGCAGCUACGUGGUGUGCGACGUGGCGUACAACAACGUGAACAACUGGCUGUGGUCGCCGUUCAUCGACCGCGGCCCGGCCAACCGGCUGUACAUCGAGAUCCACUUCACCAUCCGCGACUGCUCGCUCUUUCCCGGCAACGCGCUGUCGUGCAAGGAAACGUUCAGCCUGCUGUUCUACGAGUUCGAUGCGGCGACGCGCGAACCGCCGCCCUGGCAGCCGGAAAGCUACAAGCUGAUCGGGCGCAUCGCGGCGGGCGAGGGCCGCUUCAACCAGAACUCGGACGUGGACAUCAACGUGGAGGUGAAGAGCAUCGCGGUGACGAAGAAGGGCGUGUACUUUGCGUUUCGCGACCAGGGCGCCUGCAUCAGCGUGCUGGCGGUGAAGGUGUACUACAUCACCUGCCCGGCGGUGACGGUCAACUUUGCGCACUUCAACGAGACGCCGACCGGGCGCGAGGUGACGAUCAUCGAGCAGCAGAUGGGCGUGUGCGUGGAGAACGCGGAAGCGUACGAAACGCCGACCUACCUGUGCAAGGGCGACGGCAAGUGGACGAUCCUGACCGGCGGGUGCCGGUGCAAGGUCGGGUACGAGCCGGACGCGGAGAAGCAGACGUGCAACGUCUGCCCGGUCGGCAAGUUCCGGUCUGCGGAGGUGCGCACCUGCACGAUCUGCCCGCUCAACUCGAAGACGAACAAGGUCGGGUCGCCGUACUGUCCGUGCCUGAGCGGGCACUAUCGGCAUCCGCGCGACGGCAAGCACAUGCCGUGCUACAAGCCGCCCGGGCCGCCCACCAACCUGACGCUGCUGUUCAUCGACCAGACGAGCGCGAUCCUGUCCUGGAACGCGCCGCAGCGGGCCGCCGACGAGCAGCUGGACAGCAAGUUCCGGAGCGACAUCGUGUUCCGGGUGCGGUGCGCCGCCUGCACGUCCAACGUCGUCUUCAACCCGUCGAGCGAAACGUUCAACGAUACGAAGCUGACGCUCACCAACCUGGAGCCGGUCACGACCUACACGGUGCAGGUGCACUCGCAGCACGGCGUCUCCUACCCGAUCGUGGCCCCGGACCUGGGGGCGGGCGGUGGUUUGCACGGCGGUGGUGCGGGUGGCGCCGCCGGACUGUACGAGAACGGCAGUGCGGUGGUGGCGGGCGGCACCGGGUACCACGCGACCGAGCCGCCGAUGGUGGUGAUGGUCAAUGCACGGGCCGGCGGGCCCGGCUCGUCGUCCGAUCUGGACGACAUCAAGACGGAGUUUGCCGAAAUCACGUUCACGACCGAGUCGGCCAUCCUGAGCACGGUGUUUAACGUCAAAGUGGUGCAGAUCACGAACAAGGAGGUCGACCUGGUGUGGGACAAACCGAUCCACAGCGACUCGCCGAUCGAGUACUACGAGGUGCGGUGGUUCCCCAAGUCGGAGGUGGACGCGAUGAACAAGUCCGUGCUGAGCACCAAGGAGUCGAAGGUGCACAUCGGCGACCUGCUGGAAAACACCGAGUACGGGUUCCAGGUCCGGUGCAAAACGCUCAACGGCUGGGGCACGUUCAGCAACAUCGUCUACGCCCAGACGCACCAGAGCGUCAGUCCGGUGUACGAUGACUCGUUCCAGAUGCGUAUCGUAGCGGGCACUACUGUGACCGUCGUGUUCAUUUUGGUAUUGGUGAUCGUUAUAACGGUGGUGUUCCUGCGCUCGAAGAAUCACGACGAGAUAGACAAGAAAACGAACAACCAUCUGCCCUUGCCGAUGGAUUACGCGAGCAACGAAGUUCACGCAAUGGACACGACCCCGAUAGUCAAAACGAUGAAGAGCAAUGGUGGCUCAUACGGGUAUUACCGUCAACGUCGUAAUAAUUUUGCAGUGACCACGCCGCUGUUCGGUACCAGCCGGAGCUACGUCGAUCCGCACACGUACGAGGACCCGAACCAGGCGAUACGCGAGUUUGCCCGCGAGAUAGACGCGAGCUACAUCACGAUCGAGGCCAUCAUCGGUGGCGGCGAGUUCGGGGACGUGUGCCGCGGCCGGCUGAAGGUGCCGCCGAACUUUGUGCAGGAGAUAGACGUCGCGAUCAAGACGCUCAAGCCGGGCUCGUCGGAGAAGGCGCGCUGCGACUUCCUGACCGAGGCGUCCAUCAUGGGCCAGUUCGAGCACCCGAACGUGAUCUUCCUGCAGGGCGUGGUGACGCGCUCGAACCCGGUGAUGAUCAUCACCGAGUACAUGGAGAACGGCAGCCUGGACACGUUUCUGCGCGCGAACGACGGCAAGUUCCAGACGAUACAGCUGAUCGGCAUGCUGCGCGGCAUCGCGGCCGGCAUGACCUACCUGAGCGACAUGAACUACGUGCACCGGGAUCUGGCGGCGCGGAACGUGCUGGUCAACUCGCUGCUGGUGUGCAAGAUCGCCGACUUCGGGCUGUCGCGCGAGAUCGAAAACGCGAGCGACGCGUACACGACGCGGGGUGGCAAGAUACCGGUGCGCUGGACGGCGCCGGAAGCGAUCGCGUUCCGAAAGUUCACCUCCGCGUCGGACGUGUGGUCGUACGGCGUGGUACUGUGGGAGGUGAUGUCGUUCGGCGAGCGGCCGUACUGGAACUGGUCGAACCAGGACGUGAUCAAGAGCAUCGAGAAGGGGUACCGGUUGCCGGCCCCGAUGGACUGCCCGGAGGCGCUCUACCAGCUGAUGCUCGACUGCUGGCAGAAGCAGCGGACGCACCGGCCCACCUUCGCCAGCAUCACGCAGACGCUCGACAAUCUCGCGCGGCAACCGCAGGUCCUGCUGACGACGCGCAACUCGCCGGACAACCCGGUCGCCCGCAUGGGCACGGCGGCCGGCGGCGUCGGCGACGAUCUCACGCAGGAAAUGCUGGCGGCGGCGGCGGCGGCAGCCGCCGCAGCAGCAGCAGCAGCAGCCGCCGGUAGCGGCGGUAUGGUCGGCGUGAUGGGUGGCACCUCCCAGCAGCAGCAGCAGCAGCAGCAACAGCAGCAGCAACAGCAGCAGCAGCGAGCCGCCACACUGAUGAUGGGUGGCGGCAGUGGCACCAGCGAGCGCGUGCUCAACACCGGCAGCAGCAUGACGAACGUGCCCGGCUCGAUGGGCACGCUCGGCUCGACGGUGGGCGGGAUGAGCAACACCGGCACGAUGUCCGGGCCCGGCAAUCCGGGCAUCUUCAUCAGCACCGACCUGUGGCUGGAGGGCAUCAAGAUGUCGCGCUACUCGCAGCACUUUAAGGAGGCCGGUCUCGUCACGGCCCAGCAGCUUUCGCGGCUAACGGCUCAGCAGCUCAGCGACAUGGGCAUCACGCUGGUCGGGCACCAGAAGAAGAUACUCCACCAGGCCCGGCAGAUCGAUACCAUCAUCUAAAGGCGCGCAUCCAGCAAACCGUUACACACCACCACACACAAACAAACACACAUACAAACACAGUUCCAGACCGAUCAUUCCGUGCCCGCGCGCACACACCCACACAGAACCCGACGGGGGAAGAGCAAACCGCAGUAAAGCGGGCGGCGACGGGGCGCCACGUUCACAGGGGCUCAAGCACACUCAUAGGACGUUGUUAAAAUAGGGUCGCUUCAAGCAAGUGCACAGCGCGCUUGGAAUCCAUUUUCUAGCCAAAGCGGUGUUUAUUAUUGCAAAUUCCAUGAUCUCUCUUGUGGAGCUGCUCUAUGUCAUUCUAUGCUUUUCUUUUAUGCGAAGCUCGAAUUUUAGCGUUAUUUUAUUGUGUUAUCGGAUACCAAAAGGCACCUCUCAUGGACGCCUGUAGGAUUUGUAUUUUUUGGUAAUAUUUUUGCUUCUUUAUAUUGAUUGAAGCUCUUAAAUUUGUACUACGAAAAUUAAUUGCCGUUUAUUUAGUCAAAGUGUAAAUGUUAAACGUAAUAUGAAGUUGAAAAAAACUCUGUGUAUCCAUGACAGUACCAUUAAAAUGAUAAGAAAAAAUAUCAUUUUAUUAGUGAUUCAAAUCAAACCUAGCCUUCAAUAAGUAGAGAAGCAUCAACCACGGUAGCAGCCACCAGCAGAGCAAUCAGGGAAGUGUAGGUAACAUCGUUUUGAUAAGAAGAUUCGAUUUUCAUCCGCCAGGGGAACGCGCAUUUUGGCGCGAACGAAUACUCACAUCAUCCAACGACACGAAUACUCACAAACCUCAGCUCUCAGCAGCAUUGGCGUGCCAAACAAGGCGCCCAUCCUGUUACUAGCCAUAUAUAUAUGUGUAUAAAAUAAGAACGACGACUGCGACCCAGCGAGCGUGGUGUGAUUGUGCCCUACUUUCCCCCUCCCCCCUCGCGCCACAGCCUACUUCAAAAUGCGCGCGGAAAAGUGUGGUGCGUGUGUGUGCGUGCGGCUUAGUUUUGUUUUCAAUUUUUAUGUUUUAUCUUAUACGGGGAUUGUUUUUGUUUUUUACUGUCCACUCUCUCACAAACGGCCGCCAGGGCCAACCGCAUUUAUAGUUACGGAAAAAUAGCUACGCCGCGAGCCCCCCGCGUCCCGGCAAGCGUAUUUCGCAUUUAAUAUGGAACAUGAAGAAGAAGAAGAAGAAAAACAAAAAAAAACUGAGAGACAAGUAAGGGUCGUAGUAGGCAGCAUCCCUCGACCGCUCGAUGCACAGGCCCGAUGGAGGGGGACGUUUAGGUUUUUUUUUUUUAUUUUAACGCAAAGAGAAAAGGCUGCUGCUUUCCUUUGUCCUGUUCUGUGUUCUUUCGUUUUUCUUUCUUUCUUUCUUUCUUUUUAGUUUUUGUUCAAACUAGUACGUGCUCUCAGUGAACUUGUGUUACUUAAGCGUUGGCAUUUUUUUUAUUUUAAAUUAUACCUACUUAUACAUAUAUAUACAUAUACAUAUACAUACACAUAUACAUAUUAGCUGGUAUUUGAAGUCCUUUUGCAAUAGCAAAAAAACAAACAAACAAACAAAAAAACCCAUUGCGGACAGAGACUGACUUCACUGACUGAAGGGAAGGUGUAGAAGAAGACGAUGGAACGAUGGGAAAGCGUGUGUACUAUAUUUUUUAGUAGUGGAGUGGAAUAGCAGGCUGGGAAAGAAGUUGUGCGAGAGAGUAGUUUUAGCCUGCGAGGUGGGGUGCAACCGGUAAGAGCAGAUCUGAACAGUAACAGUAUGACAACGUGGACGUGUGUGACUGGAUGAAGGAGGGAGUAGAGGGAAUCCAUGUUAUCAGAGAGAAAAAGAAAGAGAGAGAAUGAUAGAGAAUGAGAGAGAGAGCGAGAGGGGGAAGGUGGUUACAUCAACAAUGUGAUUUUUAUACUCUGUAGUAAUUAGGUAGUCGGCUUUUAAUUUCAGAAUAUUAUUUUUUGUUUUUUAUUUUAUUUUAAAUGUUAGUUUCGUAAGCGCCCGCCGAACAACAGCAAACAAAAGCAAGAACAAGAACAGAAUGGUGUGUCCUCUCUCACACCCCCCCCCCCCCGUGUGUGCGCUUUCGGGAUGGUCUCGGGCGCGCUACAUCAGUGACCAGUGAUUGCAAUGCGGUUGUGUCCCUCACGACCCACAGCCGUGUUUGUUUUCUUUUUUUUUUCCUCACACGCUCACAGUGCUGUGGCGCCCGACAUCUUGGAGAGGGGAGAAAAAUGAAAUUGGGAGAACAAACAACAACCAAUCCCACAGAGUGGGGGGGCGAUGGGGGAGCGAAAGCAAAUCGGCCUUCCCUCUUUGCGCAUUUUCGUUGUGUACAGAAGCAUAUGUGCAUGUAUUUUAAUGCCCCUUUUUUUAAACUGUAUUUUUUAUACGCAUUUUAAAUAUAAAUAUAUGUAAUUCCAGGCAAGGAAAUGCUGUCACUGCGAGAAUGGGGGGGAAAAGGGACGCAUCUCGAUUACACACAUUCACACAAUCCUGUUUUACAGCGAAUCAGUGAGCCACACGAUCAUCCAGGCGGAUGGGGUUGAGGGUAGGAGUAAAGUGGGUGUAAGUGGGUGGUUUUUGCUACACGCGAGAGGUUGCUUGUGCGGUUUCUUGUCGUGUAAGGAAUAGCUUAAUUGUUCAUUUGUGGACGUCUCUGUGGGAGCGAGAGAGAGAGAGAGAGAGGAUUCCAAACGGGAGGACAAACUGUUACCUUCUUAACAGAUGCUCGUUUGGUACCACCGAUCUCUCCAUCCUCUCCCCCCCCCCUCCACCUCUUUCGCAAUCCAAUUCAGUGAUUAUGCCCAAUAAUCGUAGCGUACGCAACACAUAUCUCCGGAAGUUAAAUAUGGUCCGCAUUGGUUUACAGUUUGUUCGUUUCGGUUCGAGAAGAGGAGCAAAGAAACACAGCAACCUGAGAGGAAGGGGAUGGCGGGCGUGUCGAACGAUGGCUCGAAUUUCGGUACCGGAAAUAUUUAAUUUUAAAAGACCCGCCGAGGAGGGAAAUCACGGUCAGGCAGUAGGGCGUGCGUAGGGACAAAAGAAAAAGAAGAAAAUCACACAACAAACAAACAGGUGAAACAAAAAGGAAGAAUAAAAAAGACACACACAAACACACCUACACGCAUUUAAUGGUAAAACGAACGAACUGCGCAAUAGUGUAAAAUAACAAUCAUAAUAGUGGUUUCGUUAAUGACGUCAGAUAAGAUUGAAUAUUAAUAUAAAGGAUAGCAAAAAAAACGAGUAAAGACAGAAGAGAAAGGGAGAGAUAUACACACGGCACAGAUUUGGAACUAUAUAUACCCCCCCCCCCUGGAUGCUGGUAGCGUUGGGAAACGUGCCAAGCAAGCGAAACAAAUAAACUAGAACACAAGAAAAAAAACAAACAAACAAAUAUAUACCGAACACACAAACACAGACAAACUACAGCAAAAACGAAUAGCCUGUAAAUAAGAAAUAGUAAUACAAGAACGAGAAGAACAAAACAAAACAAAACAAUGAAUCUGUAUUUGAAUUAGUCGUUAAACAUGACAGCAAAAAUAAACAAAAUCAGAGCAUAAGAAAGAUAAAGUAUAUAUGUGUGUGUGCGUGCGUGUAUGUGAAAGACAGAGAGAAAGAGAGAGAAAAGAGAGAGAGAGAGAGAGAGAGAGAGAGAGAGAGAGAGAGAGAAAGCCGAACAGUGAAACGAUGAAUAGCAACAAAACACAGAAAUCGUACAAAAGACACAAACACACACACACACUGAGGAUGGCCAUGGAAAAAAGAGCAGCGGGGGCAGCAAAUCGUUUGGUAGCUCUCCCUUUUCCCUCCCCCCUAUUCCACUGGGGUGGAGUGGGUGGGGGAAAAAAUGCAGAAAAACGGUGGCAAAAGCAAUGUGGAAUGCAAUUAAAGAACAAUAAUGUGUUUCGUCCAUAGCGAGUCAAGUUUUUUCCUCAUAUCGUGUAACGUUAGAAACCGUUGUGCAACCAGAAAGUGUGAAAGAAACCACCAUCACUACUACCACCACCACCGCAACGCGAGAAAAUGGUUCCCCUCGUUUGAAGCGUCUCCAGAGAGAAUUUCUCUCUUUUGAAAAAAAAAAAAUGGAAACAAGUAAACAAAUAAAUAAAACAAGUGGGACGGCAGAGGACCCACUGGAGCGAGAAUAGUGGAUCGAGCUUGGCAGCAAUUGCAAAACAAAACAAACUUAUCUUAUUCGUUAAGGCAUCGUGUGGAUGUGUGUUGCGUAUGUGGUAGUUACAUCAUCCUUUUGCCGUUCGCGUGCUUUCGAAAUGCGCUUUUCCCCCCUUUUCUGUCGCCAUGACUGUGUGGCGUAUGUAGUGUAUUUUCUGUUUCUUUUAAAUGUGCCUGGUUUUGGUUUAAAAAAAAAAUCGCUAAAAUGCUGGAAGAUGGCUCACGAACCCACCAGCAAAAUCUCCACUCAACACACAGGUGUCUGAUACGAAGGACGUCCCUUAUGUUCCCUCUCGCGCGCGCCGUAUGUUCCAGUUUUCGAUUUGUCCCUGUUUGUCUAUUGUUUUCUGUGUUUUUUGUUGUUGUAGUUGCUUUGAUUUGAGAAGGUUCGACUUAGGUUAGGAUGUUGAAACAUAAUCCCCCAUCCCCUUCCCUCCCGCUGUGUGUAUUCUUCUCCGCGAAGUGUAAAUGCCGAACCGGACAGGUGUGUAACGCUGUGUGGUACACUGCAACCAUCGAGAACAAAACAAAAAAAACAAACCCGCACCUGCCGAAACAUGUGCGCAGGAAGAAGGAUGUGCAAAGGAUGCAAAAAAAGAGAAAGAGAGACAGAGAGAGAAAGAGAGAGAGAGAGAGAGAGAGAGAGAAAAAAUACGCCAAUAUAUGAUAAGACUGUAAUUUAUAGCAAUACCGAACCCCCCCCUUCCUGUCUGUAGUGUGUUGGGCUAACGUUGUGGUUUAAAAAAAUAUAGAGCAAGAAAUAAAUAGCAAAAGAGAGAAUAAAAAAGCGCCAUACAGAGAGGAAUAACAUCACAAAAUCAACCAAUAAAAUACAAAAGUCACAAGUGAACGUGGCGCUUUGUUUUUUUUUGCAAAAAUACAAAAGAUCUCUCUUUCUUCACUCUAGCUAGAACUGGUUUUAUAAGCGAAUGUUUUAUGUUUUUUUUUGAAAAUGCAGCAAGAAAAGUGUAGCAAUCCUUCGCCGCUCUUUCGUACCGCCCCUGCCUACCUUGCCUAUUCGUUUGCUUUCCCCGUUCCCGGUUAUUGUAAAUUUGUUUAAAAAAAAGAAGCCAAACUUUGUCACGCGCUGUUUUGCCCUGCGAGGAUUGCCAACCCAGAGCUUAUGGUUCUCAAUUUCUGCACAUUAUUGCACUAAAAUGGAGGGCAAGAGGGUGCGGCUGUACCCUUAGCAUUGGAGGGGGACGCUGAGAAGUUUUAAAAGUAGGACAAAAGCGGAAGGUGGAGAAUAAAUGAAAAAAACAAAACAAAAAAUACAUCCCAACCGUUAGAGUAAAGAAAGUUGUAACUGAACACAACGCAAAACGAAACGCAAAAUAAGAAAGCAAAGGAGAAGUAUUAAAUUUACAUACAAUUUUGGGGAUACAAACAGGACAAAAAAAACACAAACACACACACACACACAUAGAAAGAGAGAAAUGUGCGUAUAAGGAGUGUAGCAAUCAGAAUGAUUCGUGAAGCGGGGUAAUUGCACUAAUGAUACAACACACUACUUACACAUCGAACGGAGCGCGAAGCAGAAACAGAAAAAAAGAACGAACACGAGGAAAAAGAAAGGUGGAAAAAAUAUUGAACAUUUAUAGAGCAGGAAGGUAUGGGGGUGUAUGGAAGAGAAGAGAGUAUUUCUAUAUUAAAUUACUAGGCAAUUAAACACAUUGACGAACCACAAUUCAUACGUACAUGAAGUUAAGGAAUAACAUUAAAAGCAGCAAGGGGGAGCGCGAAAUAUGCAUUCACAGAAAGAAAAAGAAAAACAGAACAAACCAAUACAAAGAAGAAAAAAAGAAGAAGAAGAAGAAGAAACAACUUAUAAAAGAAAAAAAAGAAAAACAAAAUAUGAAAUAAGCAAAAACACUACAACAUGCAAAACAUCAAGUCCCUCCCUCCGAUUUAGCAAAAGAAAAACAAAGUUGCAUGUAAGAGAGAGAGAAAAACAACAUACACAUAAAGCGAGAGCAAAAAAAAAAUGUUUCAGUGUUGCCACACAAUUGAUUCCUUUGAUCGCUAUUUGAUGCAUUCCAGUGUCCAGAGAAGAUAAAAACAAUGCGGGACCCCGACCUCUUCCAGCAAUAGUGCAGUUCAUUGUCUGCGUUCACGUUGCAAACGGAUGUAGCUGGCAACGGUUGAAAAGCAGGACGUAACUGCAAAAAGGAAGCAGCAAAAGUGUCCCCAGAAGCUGGGAUGGACGCAACAUUAUUACAAUAUAAAUGACACAAAAACACAAUCAUCGUUUUAAAAGCAAACAAAUAAUGUGAAGUAUAGUAAAACAUGGUGGUGAAAAACAUGAAAAAAGGUGAAAGCAGAUGAAGAAAUGAAGCAGAAAAUAAUAAUAAAAAAAACGAAACAAAUAUGCGCAAUUUUCUCAGUGUAAAAGGUGUAAACGUUUGUUGGGCAAAACGAAAACAAAAAAUAAAAACAACAAAACAGAUUCAUUUUAGCACGCCUAGGAUUAAGAGAAAGAGAGAGAGAGAGCAAGAGAGCAAGAUAGUGAACAAAAAAAAAAAAAAAAACAAUAGAAAAGAAAAGCAAUUUGUUGGUGAAACGAAAGGACAAACACACAUUAAAAGAGAAACAAAUUUAAUCAAAGGCAGUGUGUGGCCAUGCGGGGCCAUCGCCCUGUUGUGCCGCGGAGCAAGCUGGAGACGCACCCCCUUCUUCUUCCUUGCGGAAAUGAGGCUCAUCAUCCCCAUAAUAAGCCCUGCAGCAGAUAACAAGAGAGAGACACACAAAAAAAAAACAAAACAAAAACAAACACAAAAACAACAAUAAUUCGCAAAUAGGCGCGCACAUCCCUCGAAACACAGCACCACUCGAAAGGCGUCGCGGAGCGCGGAAAGGAAAAUCAGAAGCAAAGGCGGUAGAGCAGACGACGAACCUCCCGCACGGCACAAGUAACGCUCGUUCUCUUCGAGCAUCCCAAGGUGUUCCUUCACGUUUUGUUUUGCAAUAGCUGCUAUACAACAACACACACACACACAGACACACAUAUAUACACACGGUGGUCAGGGGCAGGUCGAUAGCUGCUGUGUACCGUAAUAUCCUAACAUCACUCAAACUCGAACGAAAUCACAUUUUAUAACUGUUUCGUUGGUUUGUUUGCCACUCUUGUGCCGCUGAUUUUCCUUUGCCGUGUGCUGCGCACGUGUGUGUGUAUGUGUGUGCAACAGUAAAAAACCAACCCAGCUGCAGAGCCAUGCAAACAAACAAAUAGUAAAGCAAACACAAGUCUUUGAAACAACAGCCGGAAAAAGGGCAAAUCAAACAGGAUAAUUAGCAAACCAACCACCCCUCCUACACACAACACACGCUCGCACACACCUAAGCAAGGAAUGCGCAUGUGUGUAUGUGUGCGUGUGAGUAGGAGGUGGUGCAUUGGGCUGGGUUACGGUUUAUCUGUAAAUAUAUGUAUAAACAAGCUAAUGAAAUAGAAUCGACACAAAACCGGCGGGGGGAAUAAUGCGUUUAAGGAAUGGGGGAUUAAAAAACUAGUGGAGCUAAAUAUAGAGAAGGAAGUGUAAAAAAAAAGGAGAAUGAAGCUUUGAAUGGAUGAGUAAAAAAGCAACAGAGAGAGAGACAGAGAGAGAGAGA